Myotis brandtii (Brandt's bat) is the source of this 910-nucleotide messenger RNA. It is a transcript of the gene UMAD1, whose product is annotated as UBAP1-MVB12-associated (UMA) domain containing 1. The record is from RefSeq and is a predicted model, not a curated record. The transcript is spliced from 4 exons. Lineage: Eukaryota; Metazoa; Chordata; Mammalia; Chiroptera; Vespertilionidae. The coding region runs from base 204 to 746 and encodes 180 amino acids.
AGGCGGAGUCGGUGCUGCCCCGGCUGUUCGCAUUCCCCUAUUCCCGCUCUGCCAGGCUCUGCGCGGGGAGGGCGUGAUUCUUGCCUGUGGAAACCUGGGGAUAGGGUUGUCUUUGAUGCCCGCCCUCCUAGAGAUGGGAAGUGGGGUCGUCAGUGAUCGCCGCCGCCUUCGCCAGGCCGCCUGCCGCGCGAGGCGGAGAAUGGAUGUUUACUUCCCGGGCUGCGUCACUUUCCCUCGUCAGGGCCCCCACCUGUAGGAAGAGGGGUCCCUCCGAUUACCGCCGAGACCCGUUCUGGUGCUGGCGACCUGGCCGCCCUGCGGAGAUCCUGGCCGCAGCGAUGUUUCACUUCUUCAGGAAGCCUGUGGAACCGAAAAAGCCCUCGGUGUCAGACACGGAAGCAGAUGGAUUUGUCCUUUUAGGAGAGACAGAAAAUGAGCAGAGAAUGGCAGCAAGAGGUACAACUUCAGAAGUAGAAGGCGACCAACCGACUGGCACAGAAAACUCAUCCAUUGUGACUGUGGCAGGCCCCGGGGCGGAAACCAAGGCAGGCCAGCCUCCGGAAAACAGCUCAUUCAUGGCCGAGCUUCUGAGCGACGUGCCCUUCACGUUGGCCCCGCACGUGCUGGCCGUGCAGGGCACCAUCAGUGACCUUCCAGACCACCUGCUCACCUGUGACAUCAGCGAAAACUUAUCACGGUUUUGGUAUGAUUUUACUCUUGAAAAUUCAGUGCUCUGUGAUUCAUAGUUUUUAUAUUUGUACCUUAACAGCUUUAAAACAAAAGUUUGCCAUUGUAUUUAAUGUGUUUGAUGUUCUUUGCCAUUUCACUAUAUAAAUGCCCUCAAAAAAUCAAGGAUCAUAAAGUAUGUUCAUUGCUCUGUUUUUCAGAAUAAAGUACAUUUGUAUAAAAA